This is a messenger RNA of Pseudozyma hubeiensis SY62, 3123 nucleotides long. RefSeq lists its product as hypothetical. Gene Ontology annotation, biological process: DNA replication initiation; DNA replication. NCBI's taxonomy places the organism in Eukaryota, Fungi, Basidiomycota, Ustilaginomycetes, Ustilaginales, Ustilaginaceae. The transcript has 2 exons. Gene Ontology annotation, molecular function: DNA replication origin binding. Gene Ontology annotation, cellular component: nuclear origin of replication recognition complex; nuclear pre-replicative complex; DNA replication preinitiation complex. The record is from RefSeq and is a predicted model, not a curated record. The coding region runs from base 1 to 3123 and encodes 1040 amino acids.
AUGAUGAUGACGAUAACGUGGAAGGGACGCGGUGGAUGGAUGAGAGCUUCCCUUUCGCUCGACGUCAGCAGCCAACGACAGGCGAAGCACCCCCAGCAGCGCUUAUUCGGAGCCUUCAGUCAAUCAGGGACAGACUGCGAGCUCGGGAGGUUCUCAGCUGGAUUCUCGCAAUCACAGUCCCUGUCGGCCAUGUCUGCUGCUGCAAGGUCACAAACCGAGCCAACGACAAGUGGCCUCGAUAAGCUCUCGUCAGCAUGCUACACGAUACCUUGGCGACCAAAAAAACGCUCAAAAAAGUCUGCUUCGAGCUCAGGCGAGGCUCGACCGGAUUCUGGACAGCCUCAUUUUCCCGUGCUUACUGAGUUCGAAGCCGACAGCGACCCGGCUCGUGUCCGCUACGCAUCUUACCAGAUCGCCGUUCAGCGAACAGAGGCAAUCUUCGAACGAUGCAUGGACAACGUCUAUGGCUCGCUGUUUGGUGAUUUACGCACCUUCUUCAAGGCACAACAAGAUCCGACGCACCCGGAGGAGUCUACCCUGGCGCAUGUUGGGGUUGCGAACGAAGGUCUCUUUCUUCCAGGUUUCGAAAGUUCCGAUCAGGCUCAGCCAAGCACAAGCAGGGCGGGAGGCUCUGCGACAAGCAUUCAAACGGCUCUCCUCAUAUCCACCUCGGCACCUUACCUGUCCACGUUUUCAAAUCGUCUCGUUUCUCAGAUCUCGAAUGCAAGCAACGAUGGACCGCCGAGCAUUGUCGUGACUCUUUCCGCAAACGAGUGCUCCAACUUGUAUACCGCACUGCGACUCCUGGUAGCCCGCUUUGUCGCUCAAGGAUCACUGAUCGACUCGUCGCAAGAGACGGACCUGGCUGACGUCGAAGCAGCAGCUUUCGCGGGCAAAGUCGAACCGGAUCUCCACGUGCUCGGAACGUGGUGGCAGAACAAGUUCGCUCAUCUGCAACAGCGUCCACGGUUGGUGCUGAAUCUGCCCACGAUCGAGUCUGUUGAGCCAGUCGUGCUCUCAGAUCUGCUGUCGGCCUUGCAGACCUUCAUCGCCGAGCCGUCGAGCUCGACGUCCGCAUCUCGAGAUGCAAGUCAGGCAUCUUCGACGAGGCCACAGCUCUUGCUCGUCUUGGGCAUCACUUCGCCAUCGGGCGGCCUCGCCGCCGUUUCGGCGGAUGGAAUCGGCGCAUCGAGCAGCUCUUCCGCCACAUCAGCACCGGCGCCAUGGAUCGAUUACAUCCCGCGUCAAGUGCUUCGCGUUCUCGACAUCUCACGCUUUUCCUUGCCGAGCAAAGAAAUCGUCUGGUCGCAACUCGUGCAAACGUUCCUCACAUCUCGAGAACUUCCCCUCUCGCUCGGACCAACUACCUUCGAGUACAUCAGGGAAACCUUCUGGGAGAGAGACGCCGACCUCGACUCGCUCCUCGAUGCUGUCCGUCUGGCCUACUUCAUCCAUUUCUCGGGCAAACCCGAGUCGGUCUUCACGAUUCCAGGACAGGCCAAGCGCGUGCGAUUCUUCAGCUGGACACCCAAGAUGGUCGAACGGAUGAAAAUUGCUUUUCUGACCACAGACGAGUCCGGUAACCUCGUGCUGCCGCUCCUGGCGGACCCCACGCGUCCAUCGAAUCUAGACGUCAACCGCUUUCUAGAGGAAGCUUCCCGCUCAGACCAAUUCAUCCUCGGAGAGCUCGACCAGCUGCGUCAUCCGCGCGAAGUGCUUUGCUUCCGGGUCGAGUUUGCGAUCCGCUUCCUCUUUCGAGCGUUCGAAGCACUGGUGCGGAUCCAGAAUCGAGCUAGCACAGCAGCGCAGGCGAUGCAUGCCCGCAAUGUAUCGGUGGCAGCGCAGCAGGCGGCAGAGAUGGACGAGCAGAGGCAGAUGGAGCGCGCGAGCGAGAUUCUGACUCAGGUGGUCAUGCAAUGCUUGAAUGCCUCGGUGGGCUCAUUGGAUGCAAGCAAACGACCACCGGCAGCGCUGACGUUGAGGAACGGUCUUGCGAGGCUUUGCAAUGCCGCUCGUAGGCUGUUGUCGGACGAGUUUGAGACGCUGUUGGAUGAAAUGGUGGCUGCGGCCGAGGAUGAAGUGAGGAGGGUUGACGAGUUGUUGGGUGAACAGAGCGAUGUAACGGAAGAGCCGGAGAGCGGUAAGCUCAGAUCGGCGGCGCAUUCCAUCAGCAGUCAGAGCGCAUCGUUCCUCGCAGGGCUUCGGACUUUCCAGCAGCGACUGGCUCAGACCAUCGUCGCCGGUACCGCAGGCUUGAACAACGACGAAGAUGCCGAGAUCGUCUCUGCCUCUGCAAACGGUACCGAAAACGGCCAAGCAGCCCAACACAAGAGAGAAGCACGUCUUCAACGGGUCCAACGAAAACUUCUCAUGGAAGAGAAACUGCUCGGUCUCAAACGCGAGAUCACCGACUGGAUCGUCCACUCGCUCCACGCUCUCGUCGACUGGAAGCAGAUCUCCCGCAGCUUCUCCUCCGGUGACAGUGGACCUCUGCACCUGCUCCGCGAUAUCUUCUGGGUGGAUUGCUACAGCCCGCUCUCCACCCUCUUGGAUCCAUCAACGCGUGCAGGUCUGACCCUCCCGCUCUCGGCACCCGUCGAGUUCGUCGAAAGCCUCUACGAUGCAGCAUUGAGCGUGGUCCCCGCCGACGAACUGGGAGAGAUCGAGUUGGAACAGUUGAAGCAAUUGCAAGAACCGGACGUGUGUAGGUUGUUUCAGCUGUACCUGGAGUGCGGCAAGUUCGUCAAUCUGGCCGAUUGGUACGAUGCUUUCAAGCAGACGGUGGAGGUCGACAGGAUUGCGGAUCAGGCGACACGCGAUCUGCAGCAGGAAGAUGAGGCACAAACACCUUCAACGGACCGAGGCGAAGGUGAAACGUCAACGCCGAGGAAAGGAAAGCGGGCAGUUCAAGAUGAUGACGACGUACUGGACACUCCGUCGAAACGACCGCGUGGUCGGUCAAAGGCUGCCGAUGAGGUGAAGGAGAGCACAGAAGCCGAGUUGCAGAGUCGCUUCGCAUUAGCGCUCAACGAGCUGGCCCGCAUGGGUAUGAUCCGCGGCACAAGACGAAGGCAAGAACACAUCACCAAGGUCAUGUGGGAUCUCGUCCCGGAUAGCUUCUAG